AUGGGGCCGCAGGAGGGGCGCGAGGCCGGGCCUCCCGCCGCGCGGCGCUUCACCUGGCAGGAGAUCGGCCUGCGCACCAAGCCGGGGGACCCCCAGCGGCAGAUGUGGCUGGUGGUCGACAGGAGGGUCUACGACGUCGGGCGCUUCUACCGGCGGCACCCGGGGGGCGCCCGCAUCUUGCAGGGCCACAUCGGGGAGGAUGCGACGGAUGCCUUUCAUGCAUUCCAUGUGGACUGCACAUUAGUGAAGAAGUUUUUGAACUCGCUGAUGAUUGGGGAGCUGGCAUCAGAUGAGCCAAGUUCUGAACCCUCCAAAAAUAAACAGCUUACUGAGGACUUCCGUGAGUUGCGAGCCACCGUAAAGAAAAUGGGACUCCUGAAACCCAACACUUUCUUCUUCUUGUCCCUCCUCCUUCAUAUCCUGUUGCUGGAAACUGCAGCCUGGUUCACCAUCUGGUACUUUGGAACAUCUUUACUGCCCUUCACUGCCUCUUUAAUAUUGCUGACAGUAUCACAGGUCCAGGCCUCCUGGCUCCAGCAUGACCUGGGGCACCUUUCUGUUUUCCAGAAGAAUAAGUGGAACCGCCUGCUUCACAAAUUUGUGAUGUGCCAUCUGAUAGGAGCAUCAGCAAAAUGGUGGAAUCUGUGGCACAGUCAACACCAUGCAAAGCCCAACUGCUAUUCCAAGGACCCAGACAUUAACCUUCACCCGUUUGUGUUUGCUUUGGGAAAGAAACUUUCGGUGGAACUUGGGAUAAAGAAGACAAAAUAUAUGCCUUACAACCAUCAACACAAGUAUUUCUUCAUCACUGUGCCUCCACUGUUGUUUCCUACCUACUUCCAGUACCACAACUUCUAUCUCGUUAUCAAGAAAAGGUUCUGGGUGGAGCUGGCAUGCAUGUUGAGCUUCUACAUCCGAUUUUUCUUCAUCUGUGGCAGCCUACUUGGAUUAAAUAGUCUGGCAUUCUACCUGCUACUCAGGAUGCUGGAAAGCUCAUGGUUUGUAUGGGUAUCACAAAUGAACCACUUACCCAUGGAUAUAGAUUAUGAUAAAAACUUGGACUGGGUCUCCAGUCAGCUCCAGGCAACAUGCAAUGUACACCAGUCCUUGUUCAAUGACUGGUUUACUGGGCACUUGAAUUUCCAGAUUGAACACCACCUUUUUCCGUCAAUGCCUCGACACAACUUCUGGAAAGUGGCCCCUCUGGUGAAGUCUUUGUGUUCUAAACAUGGCAUUGAGUACCAGUGUAAGCCCUUACAGACAGCCUUUGCAGAUAUUUUACAUUCCUUAAAGGAUGCUGGAGAACUCUGGUUGGAUGCCUAUCUUCAUAAAUAA
Molecule: messenger RNA, 1335 nt
Organism: Euleptes europaea (tarantolino)
Lineage: Eukaryota; Metazoa; Chordata; Lepidosauria; Squamata; Sphaerodactylidae
Product: acyl-CoA (8-3)-desaturase-like
Exons: 12
Coding region: 1-1335 (444 amino acids)
Biological process (GO): lipid metabolic process
Cellular component (GO): membrane
Molecular function (GO): oxidoreductase activity, acting on paired donors, with oxidation of a pair of donors resulting in the reduction of molecular oxygen to two molecules of water
Source: RefSeq, a predicted model, not a curated record